UAGGGGAUUUAUUCAAUCCAUUUCUCCUGAGGAUGUAAAACAUCCUCUGGACAUGUGUGUUAGAUUUAUUCAAUCCAUUUAUCUCUCUCUAUUUUUCUCUCUCUCUCUUUUUUGAGCUUGAUCUAGACGAGAUGAUAAAUGUAUUAUCAAAUGUUUAAUAGAAAUUAAGAAACAAAGGCUAGGCAAGAAAUGUAUUGACAUAAUAAAUCUUUGAGCGUAUAUCUUAAAUUGUCAGAUUUUUAAUUUGUUUGCAAAGAAAUGUCUCAAUGAGAUAUUUAAAUAUAAAUAACACGAUUGUAAUUACAUUUUUUGUUUCAUAAGGCACAUUGUUAUGGGAUUGACUCAAUGCGGUCAAUUUCUGCUCACAUAUACAUAUAUGGUGGAGGUCAGCAGUAAUACGUCCUUGUUUAAGUAUCUAUUACACUGGUGGGCCUUUACACCGAAUCAUGUUGCUCGCAAAGUUGCCGAAGUUACGUUGUUUGGCAAUUAUUCAAUUUAUAGGGAGUUAAGCAUAGUUAUAUCACAAUGGCCAAUGGAACGAAAUAAGCUUGUAAUACAUGGCCUCUGUACAAAUUUCUUACAUUUACAAUCGACUGAUAGAGCAUAUUUAACUAUAACGACGGUACCGUCUCUAGAGAACUGCAAAGAUUGCCUAAAGGUCGCUGCAUCAUACGAGGAAGAAGGUGAAGAAUUAGCUGCGAAUUGGGAUUGCUGCGUGCGAUGUAACUGCUUACAACACGGUCUCACGGUUCAUACAACAUACGAAGUCAUCUCACCGUACCCGAAAUUUCGUGCUAAAGUAUGUUUAAAUUAUUGGAAUCAUGUGGUGGUCAACACGGGAAACUUCUUGCACGUUCUCAGAGUAGACUUGAAUAUACCCAAGUCGAAGAAUCAGAGGACGUGUGAUAAACCGAUUACCUCUGAUUCUAUGGUUCCGGAUACAAUCCCGUUGGAUAUGAGUGACAUUGAAGAGGCGGAUUAUUCAACGAGGGCAGAGCGAUACGAAAGCUCCGACGAGAAGAUAGGUACGCCAGAGUGCCCGCUCGAUCGAUCACCGAAAUGCGAAUCCAGCCUGGAGCACGACUUUCUAGACGAGGCAAUUAAGUUAGAAGCGAGAUUAGGACGUGAUUUACCGUUAAAUACCUCAAGCAGCAAUCAAAGCGACUAUGUCUGUGAUAUAAAUAAUAGUAAGUCUACCGCUGCCGAUGCUUUAGAUAUUAAGUUAUGCGAAUGCUCGGAUAUGACCGAGCAAUGCAAGUGCCGAAAUAGCAACAGCAGCCCGAUCUCCCAGCGGCCGCCAGGUGGCAUCGAACAGACGGCCAUCUCGGUUCGGGACAAGAUCCUGCAAGAUUUUUGCGAGGACACGUCGCAGGAACUCAAUAUUGGCAGCGAUCUGAUCACGCUGGUGAAACAUCCGUCGUGUUCGCCGCGCUCGACGCCGCAGAGGCUGCCCGCCGAUCUCAGGACGACGACGACAGCGGCAUGGUCGUUGCCGAUAUUCACUCCGCCGUCGGAUAUUCUGCGCACUCGCAAUUCGGAAUCUAGUCACAGAACCCAGAUCCAACGGACUAAUAACAGCGGCCAACAAUCCAGUUCUAGUUCGUCGCAAUCCACAAGUGCUCCGGACAAUUCCGUGGCUUCCAUAAACUCGCCGUUGCAGUCCGUUUCGAUCGGUAGCCCAUCUUCCUCGUAUUCGUCCCGCUUGAUGUCACCACCCACCGCGACCAGAUCUUUUCGUCAUCCGAGCCCGCGCAAGAGAUCGAAUCUGCACUCGCCUCCACCUGUCGUGAACCCGAGUCAGUCAACGAGAACAACGAGAGCGACGCACAAGCUCAUCCUCGAAGCGGAGAAGGCGUACGAGUUUACCGAUGAGACGCAGGAGACAACCUGCGAGAAGCUCAGUUCGUUCAGGAAACGCCGACUUGCUGACAAGAAGUACGAGUUUUGCGACGAGACGGAAGAUGCGGAGAAUAUAGUUCCUUUCAAGCACAUACGCGAUCAAUUCAGGCAUCGUGGUGCCUGCUCCAUACAUCUAAUAUCCUCCUCACCGGCAAUAUCGCCGGCGGUGCUGCCGAAUGGCCGAAGGCAUUGGCUCGAUUCGGAUCAGGGCGAAUCAGAUGAAUUGAAUCUUGCUCAAGAUAUAGCCAACGACUUGUCGAAUCCCGAAUCAGCUGAGAAAAAUGUACUUCGACCGUUGAAUCAGAACCAACUGUCCAACGGAAGCGUGCGUGAUAGAGAUCGCGUCGGCAAGUGUUGCCCGAAUUUCUCACCUUUGGUUCCUAAGAAUAACUUGCAAUAUCCUUCGAUAAAGUGUACCGCGCGCUUCAAACGGAGCUACAUAGAGCUUGACGACGAGAUGAUAUCAGUCAUUACGGAUGUGGAAGAUGAAGAGACAGGAGGGUACGUAAGUUACCAAUGCGUACUUCCGAUGCUUGUGCACGGUUCCGGAUAUGUUCAAAUGCAGAUGAUAAGCAAUAGUAAAGCGGAAAAACUGAUAGUACCGUGUGUCUCUAUAACUCAAUUGAGUUUCGAUAUCGAGACUUUCUCUCACCAUAUAGCGGAUUGGAUUUGCACGAGAUUCAAGAAAAAGUAUUGGCAUUGCAGCGACUAUGAUAUCGAAAUGAUCGAUGUAUGUGCGCUUACUGGCGACAUUAUAUGUUUGCAUAUAAUGAAGAUCCAGGCAAGUGAGUUAUGCAGCCAAACGCAAUGUACGCAAGAGAGAAAGCAAUACGAAGUUGGAUGUAAGUUCACGUGGAACAUCGAGACGAGCCAGUACAGAAUAACGGAUGUGUUGCCGAUGGAGGAGGUGAAGCCGGAAUCCUGGAAGCCGACCCUUACAAAUGUACCGAAUUUUCGUAGCCAGUUGUGGAAUCCAACGCGUCGUUUGGCUACGCAGUUACGUGAAAAGAUUCAACAACCGUACGCACAUACCGUACGUUUUCUGCACAACGAGAUAAGUUUAGCGGGCGAAUCUAUCACCAAGCUCACCGAUUUGGACAAUCUGGUGCAGUUCUACCUAACGCCGACGAACGACGCCUUAAUAGAGUGAGGAAGAUACAGAAGCCAUCGCACUUCAUUGCAAACAAUAAUUUAUUUAUUGAUACAAAUUUCGCCGUUUUUGCCGAUUUGCGCCUAUCCACGGCAUAUAAUGUAAAUAGGAAUGUAUUUCGCGUUUUACUUAUGACAAAUAACAAAGAGUAUCUUCUUUUCAAGCAUAAAUAACAGACACAGGGAGAGGAAUAUAUAAGCGC
This is a messenger RNA of Formica exsecta, 3251 nucleotides long. RefSeq lists its product as uncharacterized. Gene Ontology annotation, biological process: protein ubiquitination. The transcript has 9 exons. Gene Ontology annotation, cellular component: Cul4-RING E3 ubiquitin ligase complex. Lineage: Eukaryota; Metazoa; Arthropoda; Insecta; Hymenoptera; Formicidae. Bases 332 to 3049 code for a protein of 905 amino acids. The record is from RefSeq and is a predicted model, not a curated record.